This is a messenger RNA of Apodemus sylvaticus (European woodmouse), 915 nucleotides long. RefSeq names its product melanoma-associated antigen 10-like. Gene Ontology annotation, cellular component: nucleus. Bases 1 to 915 code for a protein of 304 amino acids. NCBI's taxonomy places the organism in Eukaryota, Metazoa, Chordata, Mammalia, Rodentia, Muridae. The transcript has a single exon. Gene Ontology annotation, biological process: negative regulation of transcription by RNA polymerase II. The record is from RefSeq and is a predicted model, not a curated record.
AUGGAUCCUACCGAGAACAACCAGAGCUCCAACUUCUGGGACAUCCCUCAGGCCCAAAUCGAAGAAAGGGGCUCCGAGGGUACCCAGGACCCCAUAGCUGAGGCAGGGGAGGUAGAAGCCAUUGCCACCGCUCCAGGGGAUGUGCCUGCUGGAGGGCCACCUAGUUCUCCCCAGAGUGCUGAGGGACCCCCGUCUCUUCCCACUGCCAUGGGUCCCAUUGCAGGGGCAUCAUUUGGCAAUCCUCUAGCAGGGAUGCCUGAUACUGAGUUCCCCUCCCAGGAUGAUGGGCUAAAUGGAAAGAUAAUUGAUUUGGUGAGAUUCCUGCUUGUGAAGUUUCGCAGGAUGGAGAUAACCAGUAAGGAAGAAAUGAUUCUUAGGACCAUGAGAGAUUAUGAGGAGCAUUACUCUGUGAUCUUUAGUAAGGCUGCUGAGUGCAUGAAGCUGAUUUUUGGCAUUGACAUGUUGGAAGUGGACCCUUUUGUCCACUCCUAUUUCCUUUUCCCUGCUUUGGGAAUCACCUAUGAUGGAAUGCUACAUGGCGUUGUAGGUGUACCCAAGACAGGUCUGGUUAUAAUUGUCCUAUGCAUCAUCUUUAUAGAGGACAAUUGUGUCAGUGAGGAGGCAUUCUGGAAUGUAAUGAAUGCCCUAGGGAUGUAUGCUGGAGUUGAUCAUUUCAUAUUUGGGGAUCCCAGGAGUCUCAUCACGGAAGAUUUUGUAGAGGAAGGGUAUGUGGAAUACAGGCAGGUGCCCAACAGCCUUCCUCCACGCUUUGAGUUCCUGUGGGGCCCUAGGGCAUAUGCUGAAACCACCAAGAUGAAAAUCCUGGAGUUUUAUGCCAGCAUUGUCAGGCAGGAUCCCAGAUCCUACCCUGAAAAGUAUGCAGAAGCUUUGAGAGAAGAGCAAGAGAGGAUCUAG